UGAAACGCAGUGCGAUGGCAAACACAAACAGAUAGUAGUUCAACAGCCGCAGUUAGAAAUAAAUGAAGUCUCACUAAUAGCUACAUUUCGUUGUUAUUCGCCCAUAUUCACGCGGAAUGUCAUGCCCAUUCAAUCACUCUGCGGACCCAAACCCCGCAGUGCUGCCACUGGACUGGCUCCUAGGCACCUGGCAGUCCGACGAGCCUGGCGAGGGGUCAUUCCCCUCCAUCGCACCCUUUCGGUACACGGAGACUCUUCACUUCUCACAUGUAGGACAGCCUGUCGUCAACUUCAUGUUUAAUGCAUUCCAUGCCGAGAGCAAAAAGCCUCUCCAUAGGGAGUGUGGAUUCAUCAGGCUGCAGCCAGGCACCAACAGGGUGGCCUUCAUCGUUGCACAGAACUCAGGACUGGUAGAGAUCGAGGAGGGGGAACUGACCGGACAGCAGUUGACUCUACACAGCACUGCUCUGGCCAGAACAUCAUUUGCCAAGCAGCCUCAUGUUCAGCAGAUCUCCAGGCACAUUCAGUUGCGUGCGGAUGGACGUCUGGAGCAGACUGUGUGUAUGGCUCUGGAAGGACAGCCUCUAACGCAGCAUUUGCACAUCACGUACCGCAGGACUGAGUAACUCACUGUCAUGUGGAAGGAAAGGUGUGUUUCUGAAGAGCACUUCAGUUUAUGUACAAGUCUGACAUCAAAUAUUGAUUUAUAUAUUGUAACAGUGAUAUAUGUAUGGUUAUCAACAUCAUCUAAGGUAGGAGAUGUGAACUGAUCCAGUCUUUUAAAAAGAUAUGCUUUGGAAAUGUUGUUACAAAUAAAGUUUUUUUUUUUUUUUUUAUAAUGUAUACUAGAGAUACCAGAAUAAACCUAUGAAUGUCUCUUUACAAAUUGAAAUUGUUUUAAGGUUGUUUAAGGCAUAUUUUGUUUUUGAUGAGCAUGUUGUUGGUUUUAGGAUCCGUUUCCAUAAGAUUAGGUUUACAGAUUAGGUGUUAUUAAAAUGUCUCCCAGGAAUACAUUUACUCUCCAGUAAAAGUGUAUGAAAGAGGAAACUUUGAAUGUUUAACAUGUUUAUUAUAUUUAACAAUAAUUCAGGGAUACAUCAUUUUGCUAAAAGAAAAUAUACAGAGUAAUAA
This is a messenger RNA of Danio aesculapii, 1131 nucleotides long. It is a transcript of the gene thap4, whose product is annotated as THAP domain containing 4. The transcript has 5 exons. Lineage: Eukaryota; Metazoa; Chordata; Actinopteri; Cypriniformes; Danionidae. The record is from RefSeq and is a predicted model, not a curated record. Bases 117 to 626 code for a protein of 169 amino acids.